AUGUCUUACGUCCAGGUUUUUGAAAGCAUCGACAAAAACAAAGAUGGUAAAAUUUCAUGGGAUGAGUUCUCUCAAUGGAUCCGUGCUUUCUCUCCUUUAAUGACGUCUGAAGAAAUAGAUAAGAUGUUCAUAGAGCUUGAUGUUGAUGGUGACCGUCAAAUAGAUGUUAUAGAAUUUUCCAAGUGUUUUGUGGUUGCUGAAAAAGAAGAAGAAGAAACUCUUCUGAAAAACACUUUUGAUAUGUUUGAUAUUGAUCGUGAUGGGAAGAUUUCACCGGAUGAGCUUCAUGUUGUAUUGAAGCGUCUUGGAAAGAACACGUCAAUGGAAGAAUGUGCUCGCAUGGUUGAUGCCGUUGAUGCAGACAAAGAUGGUCAUGUUAGCUUUGAAGAAUUCAAGAUUAUGAUGAGUUCUCCGGACAACAACAACAAAACCUUACUAUGA
This is a messenger RNA of Eruca vesicaria subsp. sativa (arugula), 441 nucleotides long. Lineage: Eukaryota; Viridiplantae; Streptophyta; Magnoliopsida; Brassicales; Brassicaceae. The record is from the annotation of a GenBank genome assembly.